AUGGAUUUUAAUUCGAGGAAGAAGAAAAAAAAAAAUAAUAACAAUGACAUAUAUAAUGAAAACAUAAAUAUAUACCUAGAGGAAAAUGACAACUACAUACUUGACUUGGAGAAAAAGGUUCAAACCCUCAAACUGCUUGGAUCCAACCUGAGAGAUGAAGUCCGCACAUCCAAUUCCCUCCUGGACAAUUUGUCGCACAGGAUGGAACACGUGAACAGAAAAUUAACAGGAGUGUACAGGCGCGUGAAAAAUAUUAUAAAGACAAAGGGAAAUAAAUACAUGUUUUACCUCAUCCUGUUCUUCCUAUUUUUGCUGUUCUUUAUGAACUACCUAUAUCGAAAGAAUAAGUAA
Molecule: messenger RNA, 351 nt
Organism: Plasmodium fragile
Lineage: Eukaryota; Apicomplexa; Aconoidasida; Haemosporida; Plasmodiidae
Exons: 4
Coding region: 1-351 (116 amino acids)
Source: RefSeq, a predicted model, not a curated record